GGUGUGCUGCUGCCGGCCUCACAGUGCCCACCCGUGCCUGCCAGUGCCCAUCACCACCGAAGCCCCUCCGGGGCACGCAGGCAGGGACCACCUCGCUCAGCUGCGGCACCAACUCCUGGAGCUCCUGGCCAGGGGUAAGGUGAGGCCCUUGGGGCCACGGUCCCUCAGAGAUGGCCCGGCGGUGGCUGCCCUGUCUCCUGCUUCCUGCCCUCAUGGUGUCCGUGGCAGCCAAUGUGCCCCCGAAGUUUCUGUCCAACUUGACGAUCGUGUCCCUGCCUGAGGACCUACCAGUGGGUGCCGAGGCCUUCUGGAUCGUAGCUCAAGACCUGGAUAAUGACCCUCUGACCUAUGGGAUUAGUGGCACUUACGCCUAUUUCUUCUCUGUCAACAAAGACACCGGGGAAGUGACGCUGGCGAGCCCCCUGGACUUCGAGACACAGUACUUCUUCAGCAUCUCCAUCUCUGUGACUGACAGUAUCAACAACCCGGUGCAGAAGCAAUUGCCUGUGGUGGUGGAAGACAGAAAUGACAAAGCACCCAUUUUCCAGAACACCGACUUCUCUACCAGCGUCAGUGAGAUGCUGCCAGUCGGCUCCCUGGUGUUCUCUGUGCUGGCCACGGACCCGGACACUGGCUCAGGGGGCUUGGUGCAGUACUCCAUAGAGAGGGUCAUCCCUAGUACCCCAGACAGCGAGCAUCUCUUCAAGAUCCUGGAAAACGGCUCCAUUGUACUCAACGGCAGCCUCAGCUACAAUAACAAGAGCGCCUUCUAUCAGCUGGAGCUGAAGGCCUGCGACUCAGGUGGCUGGUUCAACAACAGCUUCAUCACACAGUGCUCCCAGCCUGUCUUUCUGUCCAUCUCAGUGAUUGACCAGCCAGACCUGGACCCGCAGUUUGUCAGGGAGUUUUACUCAGCCUCUGUGUCUGAGGAUGCAGCUGUGAACACUUUGGUGCUGACGGUGCAGGCUGUGGACGGAGACAAAGGCAUCAAUGACGUGGUGACCUACAGCAUCUCCAAUUCCACAAGGCCUGGAUGGUUUGCUAUUGGGGAUGAUGGCGUCAUCAGGGUCAGCGGCCCCCUGGACCGUGAGCAGCUCCUGGAGGAGAAUGAGGAAGUGCAGUUGCAGGUCACGGCCACUGAGAAGAACCUCAAUAUCUAUGGGCAAGAGGCCAAGGUGAGCACGUGGGUCACAAUAACAGUGUUGGAUGUCAAUGACCACAAACCGGAGUUUUACAACUGCGUCCUCCCAGACUGCUCCUUCACCACCCAAGAGGCCCAAGACAACUUCACCGCCUACGUGGAUGAGCACUCCUCCACCCGCAUCCCCAUUGACAAUCUCACCAUGGUGGCCUACGACCCAGACAAGGGCAACCAUGGCACCUUCCUGCUGUCCCUGGAGGGCCCUGAUGCUGCAGCAUUCAGCGUGUCCCCUGGGCGGGCAGCGGGCUCAGCCGAUGUGCAGGUGCUGGUGAGAGAUUCGAAGGCGGUGGACUAUGAGAACCGGAGCAUGAUGCUGGUGCAGGUUGUGGCCACUGACUCGGUCAGCAGGAACUCCUCUGUUGCCACGGUGACCAUCCAUCUUAGAGACAUUAAUGAUCAUAGGCCCACAUUCCCCCAGAGGUUGUACAUCCUCAGUGUGCCGGAGAACAGUGCUACAGGGUCUGUGGUCACCAGCAGCAUACAUGCUGAAGACCCAGACACGGGAGAAUGGAGCCACAUCACCUACAGCCUGCUCCCAGGGAAUGGGGUUGAACUCUUUGAGGUGGAUCCGGACUCAGGGACGGUGAUGGUGAGGAAUGGCACUCUACUGGACCGGGAGAAGCAGGCCGUGUACUACCUCACGCUGCAGGCCACGGAUGGGGGCGACCUGUCUGACACCACCAUGCUGCAGAUCCACCUGCUGGACGAGAACGAUAACGCCCCUGUGGUCACUGGCUCCUACAACAUCUUCAUCCCGGAGGAGGGCAAUGUCUCUGUGAUCAUCCAGGCCUACGAUGAUGAUGAGCCAGGUACCAACAACAGCCGCCUGUCGUUCAGCCUCCUGCCUGGGCCCUACAGCCAGAACUUCUCAGUGGACCCCGACACGGGGCUCCUCAGGAAUGUGGGGCCCCUGGACCGGGAGGCCAUUGACCCGGCCCUGGAGGGCCGCAUCGUGCUGACUGUGCGUGUGGCUGACUACGGCGUGCCUCGCCUCAGCACCGAAGUCAACGUCACCGUCACUGUGGAGGACAUCAAUGACAACCUGCCUGUCUUCACCCAGUCCACCUACCAAUUCUUCGUGAAGGAGAGGGAUGCAGGAGUGCUGGUGGGCGUAGUGGAAGCCUGGGAUGCAGACCAGACGGAAGCCAACAACCGCAUCAGCUUCAGCCUGUCGGGGGCUGGUGCCAACAACUUCAUGCUCCGAGGUGUGGUGCUGGGGUUUGGGAGGGCUGAGGGCCGGCUCUCGCUGCCCUCGGACAUAAGCCUGGACUAUGAGGUCCAGGACUCCUUCCAGCUGGAGGUGAGCGCAGAGAACCCAGGCACCCAGGGGCGUGAGGCCACUGCAGGAGUCAACGUGACUGUGGUGGAUGUGAAUGAUGAGCCACCCACCCUGGUCGAAGCCUCGCUGCAGGGCAUCUCUGUGGCUGAGAAUGGCUCACAGCACGGAGAGGUGGCUGUGGUGGUUGCCCAGGAUGUGGACACGGGGGCCCAGCUGGAGAUACAGCUGGUGAACGUCAUCUGUACCAAGGCCAGCGCUGACGCGGGCAGCGUGUGUCAAGACUGGUUCUCGGUGGCAGCCAAUGGCUCUGUGUACAUCAGUCAGAGUGAGGCCAUUGACUACGAGGCCUGUGACCUGGUAACACUCGUAGUGCAGGCCUACGACCUCAACACGGAUCCCCGAUUCCAGGCCUACAGCAAAGAUGGAAACCUCCCCAUCACCAUUGAGGAUGUGAAUGACAACGCACCCUAUUUUCUGCCGGAAAGUAAGACUUUUGUGAUCAUCCCGGAACUUGUGCUGCCCAACCAGCAGGUGGCGUCUGUUCAGGCCAGAGAUGCUGACUCAGGGGAAAACGGGGUCAUCGUGUUCUCCAUCCUCCAAGUGGAUUUCAUCUCUGAGCACCCCACUACGGCCCCCUUCCAGGGCUACUUCCGGGUCGUCACGUCCUCGGAGGCCGGCCUGUUUAUUGGCAGCAUUGAGUUGGUGACCAACCUCGAUCCCACCCUCCAAGGCACUUAUCAGGUGACGGUCAAGGCCCAGGACAGCCCUUCAGUGGGUCCUGUGCUGGAGGCCACAGUGCCCCUGAAUCUCUUCACAGUGGCCCAGAGUUACCGCGUGAGGCUGCAGUUCUCCACCUACAAGGAGGAGGUGGGCGCCAAUCUGGAGGCCAUUAAGGAGGCCCUGACCCAGGCGACCAAGACUUCCAUCUACAUCGUGACCAUUCAGGACAUGGACUCCUCAGCCAGGGCCCAAGCCCACUCCUACAUUGACGCCUACUUUGUCUUCUCCAACGGGACGGCCCUGACGCUGAACGAGCUGAGUGUGAUGAUCCAGGGAGACCAGGGAGCACUCACACAGCUGCUGCAGCUGGGGCUGGUGGUGCUGGGCUCCCAGGAGGGCCAGGAGUCGGAACAGCAUAAACUGCUCACCAGUGCUGUCAUAGGAUUGGCGGUGGCUUUGCUGCUGGUCCUUGUGGUUGCAAUUAUGGCCUUUGUGUGUGUGCGGAAGAGCUACCAGCGGAAGCUCCGGGCUAUGAAGGCUAGCAAGGAGGCUCAGAAGACUGCGGCAGGGAUGGUGCCUUCAGCCCCUGCCAUGCCUGGGACUAACAUGUACAACACCGAGCGGGCCAAUCCCAUGCUGAACCUCCCCACCAAGGACCUGAGCUUGGACUUCCUUGCCUCCUCCAGUGACUUGGACUAUGUCAGCCUCAACUCCCUGGAUGACAACUCUGUGGACCUGGACAUGGACAGUCUGGAAACCAAGAAGGAGUCUCCUCGCAGUGCACCAGAACCAUAUUCAGAGCCUGAGCCUCUGGAGGUGGUGCUGUCAGGAAGAAAGGCAGGCCCGCGGGGACAGCAGCAGGAGGGCUUAUUCUUCACCAACGCUGGCCUGGACACCACAGACCUGUGAUGGAGGCCCCCGCUCUUCUGGCACCCCAGAAACUGCACCCACCCCUCUCUAACCACACCCACUCCUCUCUGUGUGUAAUAAUAUAUGACACUGCUUUGCC
Messenger RNA from Chinchilla lanigera (long-tailed chinchilla), 4209 nucleotides. RefSeq names its product cadherin-related family member 2 (gene Cdhr2). Lineage: Eukaryota; Metazoa; Chordata; Mammalia; Rodentia; Chinchillidae. Gene Ontology annotation, molecular function: cadherin binding; calcium ion binding. The record is from RefSeq and is a predicted model, not a curated record. Gene Ontology annotation, biological process: homophilic cell-cell adhesion. Bases 171 to 4109 code for a protein of 1312 amino acids. The transcript has 32 exons. Gene Ontology annotation, cellular component: plasma membrane; catenin complex.